UCCACAGCUGACAGCACUUGUUUUAAUUAACUGCAUUAGCUACUCACAUAAAAGGUCCAGGUGGCCUGAGUGCAGGAAUAUAGUCAGAAUGAUGUUCUUUAUCAACAGUGCUCUGUUUUUGAUGCUUGUGUCCACAACUGUGGCCCAAACAGGAGUUCCACAGUUAAGAUACAGUGUAGAUCAGUGGACCAUCUCUGUGGAGAUUCCACAAACUUAUGACUCGGAUGAGCUGCAGACCUAUGACUCGGAUGAGCUGCAGACCUAUGACUCGGAUGAGCUGCAGACCUAUGACUCGGAUGAGCUGCAGCCUUAUGACUCGGAUGAGCUGCAGCCCUAUGACUCGGAUGAGCUGCAGCCCUAUGACUCGGAUGAGCUGCAGACCUAUGACUCGGAUGAGCUGCAGCCCUAUGACUCGGAUGAGCUGCAGACCUAUGACUCGGAUGAGCUGCAGACCUAUGACUCGGAUGAGCUGCAGACCUAUGACUCGGAUGAGACUCCUGGUGUAGAGGAACAAGGUCAACUGAAGGUGUGUCCAGUCUGGCUCUUGUUACUGGUGGUCCCUCUAGUGUUGCUGACUGCUAUGGGAGCUUUGUCUGUGGGCUACUACAUGUGUGUGUGGAGGGGUGGUAGAAUAGGCUACUGGCCCAGCAGAGGCCUAUUAACAAAAUGUUAACAAAUUUGCUUUCUGUUCUGAUUGGUUUGACAAUAAAUGAUUACAUAAAUGUU
This is a messenger RNA of Oncorhynchus keta (chum salmon), 726 nucleotides long. RefSeq lists its product as uncharacterized. Lineage: Eukaryota; Metazoa; Chordata; Actinopteri; Salmoniformes; Salmonidae. Bases 89 to 673 code for a protein of 194 amino acids. The record is from RefSeq and is a predicted model, not a curated record. The transcript has 3 exons.